GGGCAUCUGAGCCAGUGUUGAACGUGGUUUGAACAGCAAGUGUAACCAGGACAAGCUGGUUUGGAAACUGGGGUUCAAACCAGUUCGGAGCGCUCAGUCCAGUAAUCAGAAGCCUUGCUCUGCCUGACACACGUGGCCAGAGCAUGUUAAACAGAACAUGGCACGCUCCCCUUACUGGCACCCAGCUCCCCACUCUGCUGAUGUUUUGGGAUGAGGAGAGGUAAACUAGCCCACAAUUGGCAGAGCAGGCAGUGGGGUCAGGGGAAACUGGCAGCAGAUGAUAUGAGGCUGUUGGGGGAGCAGGAGAAAAAUCCUAAAUACCCAACGCUCCCAUUUCAUGCAAGAAUCUGAACAAGACCAGUCCUUACAUUUGACCUAUAUGGCCUGAAUGGGUACUGUUGGGGUCACUGACGCCAGAGGAAACAGGCUUAAAAAACCUGCAUCCUUCAUUAUGGAUCAUUUACUGUAUUGGUGGAGAACGGAUUUUCCUGUCUGAGGAAAAUGAACCAAAUACCCUGGAGUGACGCUCUCUGCAUGGUAGAGCAGAGCCCUGGUGUAGUCUUGCUGUAAAAAGAAAACCGGGUUGUUUCAAACCCUAAAUGUGAAUGGAAAUAUUGUCACCUGUUUUUUCAAUUUCUGAAAUGAUAUUUUGCCAGGCCCAUGCACUGGAGAAAUCCAUCCUGACCAGCUGCUGCAGGAGAGCUAGAAAGUGAAACCGACUAGUUUCAUUGCCCCCAAUGCAGAAUGUGCAAAAAGCAAACGGGGUCUGUGGUGUCAAAUACAUUUCCUGUUUCACUGAGACACUUGAGAAACUUGCUCAGUAAGGCCUGGUCAAAACACCAGUUUUGUACUGGUGUAACUAUGUCAGUUAGAGAUAUGAUGUUUUUACCUAAGUAGUUAGGCUAGUACGUAAACUACGGUGGGCACAGAGUACAGGAGUAACUAUAGUGGUCUAAAGCAUUGUUAUACCAAUAUGACUGUGGUCGCACUUGGGGGUGUUCUCAUGCUUUAAUUAAACUGGUGUAGUUAAAGCAACACAACUUGCUGUUGUAGAUAAGGCUUAGCUGUGUGCAAUGCCAUGAAAGCCCUGGAUUAUCUCAACUGUGCUAUCAUUGUGGCUGCUGUCCAGUAAUGCACAACUCCAGGAAACUAGGUUCCCUGGGUCCUUGUCUCCUCCCACAGGAUGCUGAGGGCAGCCCUGUGUGCCGUCUUUCUCUUAGGCGCCCUGCCAUCAUUGGCCAAGGAGUCCCGAGGGCAUGUCUCAGUCGUCUUGCUGGGAGCCACGGGGGACCUGGCCAAGAAGUACUUGUGGGAGGGGCUGUUCCACCUCUACCUGGACCAGGUGAGCAGCGGCCACAGCUUCACUUUCCACGGGGCUGCGCUGACGGCGCACGAGCCAGGGCAGGGGCUGAUGUUUGAGGUGCUGAAGAAGCUGGCCUGCCCGUCGGACGUGUCCCCCGACAGGUGCGCUGUGGUCAAAGACCAGUUCCUCAAGCUGAGCCGGUAUCACCAGCUGAAGACAUCCGAGAACUACACUGCCCUGAAUCGGGAGAUUGAGACCCUGCUCCAGCAGGAGGGGCUGGAGGAAGCCGGCAGGAUCUUCUACUUCUCGGUGCCGCCCUUCGCCUACGCGGAGAUCGCCCGCCACAUCAACGGCAGCUGCAGGCCGCGCCCCGGAGCCUGGCUGCGGGUGGUGCUGGAGAAGCCUUUUGGCCAUGACCUCAAGUCAGCCCAGCAGCUGGCCAUCGAGCUGAGGACUUUCUUCCGGGAAGAGGAGAUGUACCGGGUGGAUCACUACCUUGGCAAACAGGCUGUGGCCCACAUCCUGCCUUUCCGAGACCAGAACCGACGGUUUCUGGACCCAAUCUGGAACCGGCAUCAUGUGGAGAGAGUAGAGAUUGUCCUGAAGGAGACUCUGGAUGCUAAAGGCCGCACCAGCUUCUAUGAGCAGUACGGGGUCAUCCGCGAUGUGCUCCAGAACCACCUCACCGAGGUCCUGAUGUAUCUCGCCAUGGAGCUGCCGGCCAACAUCAGCAGCACUGAAGACGUUCUCCGGCGCAAGCUGCAGACCUUCAAGGCAUUGCAGGGCCCGGAGAGCACCAGCGCGGUGCUGGGUCAAUACCAGGCCUACGCCAGCCAGGUGCGGGAGGAGCUGCAGAAGGCACAGGACUACGUCAGCACGACGCCGACCUUUGCAGGUGUGUUGAUUCAGCUAGACAGCCUGCGGUGGGAGGGAGUCCCCUUCCUCCUCACCUCUGGCAAAGCCCUGGACGAGCGGGUAGGCUACAUCCGUGUCCUCUUCAAGAACCGGGCCUACUGCACCCAGCGCGAGAGCCUGAGGGAGGCAGGGCAGAGCCAGUGUGGAGCCAAGCAGAUCAUAUUCUACAUCGGGCACGGGGAGCUGAGCUGUCCUGCCGUGCUGAUCAGCAGGAACCUCUUCAAGCCCAUCAUGCCAGAAGACAGCUGGAAGGAGGUGGCGGAUCGCCCGCAGCUGCACCUCUUCGGGCUCCCGCUGUCUGAUUACUACGUGUACAGCCCCGUGAAGGAGAGAGAGGCUUAUUCUGUCCUCAUCUCCAGCAUCUUCCAUGGCAGGAAGGACUCCUUCAUCACCACUGAGAACCUGCUGGCGUCUUGGGAGUUCUGGACCCCACUGCUGGACAGCUUAACCCAGCAGGUCCCACGCUUGUACCCGGGGGGCCUGGAGAACCAGCACCUCCUGGACUUUGAAAUGGUGGGCAGGGAGCUGUCCUUCACGCUGGAGGAGCCGGUGGAACUGCUGCACAUCGACGGGCAAAAGCCGGGCGACUACAGAACCAUCCAGGCCAAGUUUCGGCAAAGCCCCUUGGUCUCGGCUUGGCCGGAGGAGCUGAUCGCCCGGGUGGCAUCAGACAUUGAGACGGCGGCGGCCGAGGCUGUGGCACGCUGCGGCGAGUUCCACCUGGCCCUGUCGGGCGGCUCGAGCCCCAUUGUCAUGUUCCGGAGGCUGGUGACCCACCACUACGGCUUCCCAUGGAGACACACCCACUUGUGGCUGGUGGACGAGCGCUGCGUGCCGCUCGCCGACCCAGAGUCCAACUUCCGCAGCUUGCACGACCACCUCCUCCAGCACGUCCGGGUGCCCUACCUCAACAUCCACCCCAUGCCGGUGCACCUGAACCGGCGGCUGUGCGUGGAGGAGGACCGGGGGCCAGAGCUGUAUGCCAAGGAGAUUGCAGCGCUAGUGAACAACGCCAGCUUGGACUUUGUGCUGCUGGGGCUGGGCUCUGACGGGCACACGGCCUCGCUCUUCCCGCGUUCAUCCAGCGGCCUCGAAGGGGCCCAGACAGUGGUGCUCACGGAGAGCCCCGUCAAACCCCACCAGAGGAUGAGCCUCAGCCUGCCUCUCAUCAACAAAGCCAGGCAGGUGGCCGUGCUGGUGAUGGGGAAGGGGAAGCAUGAAAUCACAACCCAGAUGAGUAGAGUGGGGCAGGAGCCCAAAAAAUGGCCUAUUUCAGGGGUCAACCCCAGCUCUGGCCAGCUGGUGUGGUACAUGGAUUAUGACGCUUUGCUUGGAUGAUCUCUUGGUUUAUCCUCCCCUCAUGCCUGUCCCAUUGCCCCCUGGAGCCUUGAUUUUCGAACACUGCACACAGGCUCCUGUGUUUACAAUAACAGCUCCUGCUCUGAACAGUCCCUCUAACUUUUGUGAAGAUCCAUUGGCUGUAACGGCUCUGUCAUCUGAGCCUAGAAAAGGGGGCGGCUCAGCGCUCAGAGAUCAGCGUUGUAUUCCUGACUUUACCCCUGACUGCUUCUGGGACCUUGGGCAAGCCACGUCGCUGCUCUGUGCCUCAGUUUCCCCCACACCCUAUGGGGUUAAUAAUACCUACCUACCUCGCAGGAGCCAUCCAAGACCACUCUGAUUAAUUGCCUGCAGAGCUCUUGAGGAUUCUCAGAGGAGAGGAACAGAGAGAAGCGCAGUGUUACUGACUGCUAAUGUUCACCUCUGAUCAGACAGGCUGACAGAAGCAUUUUCACGGUGGCCAGAGGCCCAGUCACAGUCCCAUUCAGAUUGUGCUCUAGUCCCGUAUGUGCCAACCCUUUACUUCAGCAAAAUACUGACCAUUUUCCCACUCUCUUCCUCUAUGGAGUCUCCUAGGGCUGGUCUACAUUGGGGGGGGGAUCGAUCUAAGAUACGCAACUUCAGCUAUGAGAAUAGCGUAGCUGAAGUCGGCGUAUCUUAGAUCGACUUACCUUGCGUCCUCACGGCGCGGGAUCGAUG
This is a messenger RNA of Trachemys scripta elegans, 4255 nucleotides long. RefSeq names its product hexose-6-phosphate dehydrogenase/glucose 1-dehydrogenase (gene H6PD). Lineage: Eukaryota; Metazoa; Chordata; Testudines; Emydidae. The coding region runs from base 1184 to 3556 and encodes 790 amino acids. The record is from RefSeq and is a predicted model, not a curated record. The transcript is spliced from 5 exons. Gene Ontology annotation, molecular function: 6-phosphogluconolactonase activity; NADP binding; glucose-6-phosphate dehydrogenase activity. Gene Ontology annotation, cellular component: endoplasmic reticulum. Gene Ontology annotation, biological process: pentose-phosphate shunt; pentose-phosphate shunt, oxidative branch; glucose metabolic process.